AUGGCACAACAAGGUUGGACUGGCUCUUCCCAGUGGUAUUCACAGCCACAGCCACAGCCACAGCCACAGCAGUCACCACCAUCACCGCCAAAACGGCCACCGCCAUCACCGUCCAAGCGACCACAACAACGAUCACCACCACAAGUACGACAACCACAACAGCAGUUUGGCCCUGUUCCCCAGUGGCAAUCAAUGAAUGGUGCUAACAUGCCAGGUGGUAUGAUGCCACAACAGUCCUAUUCCAUGUCGUACGGGCCGCAGUCUACACCCCCUCAAUCAUCAUGGGGACCACCACCGCCAUUAUAUCAACAAGCAUACAUGCAACCGAACUGUUGUGAUACAACCUGCUGUGGAGUCCCUGGUCAAGCGGAUCCAUGUGACUGUUGUUCUCCUGUAGGUGGUGCUGGUUGCUCUUGUGCUAACGCUGGACCAAUGGACCCUUACUGCUGUGGGCCACCAACAACUCCUAGUUGUACAGAUUGCUGCACGUCUGUCUGUGAUUGGACCUAUUGUGCCAUGAUGUUUUUUACUGUAUUGAGUAUAAUUGGUUUUAUCGUUGUUAUGGUCUUUAAUAGGAAUGAUGACCUUUUUCACCGGUUUAAAGCUACCGACACUGUGGAGCUGCAGAAGCUACUACAGGAUCAAAUUACUGUUGAUGGAAGUGUCUGUACACCUGCGCAUCUGCCUACUAUUAGUGGUAAGGUUUGCAUGGAAGGUAACCUCAAUGCCAAUACAUUUCUCGUUCAACUUGGUGCUUGGAAUGCAGCAAGGGAUACACUCUAUUUCAUCGCCAUGGUAUUCACUAUCUUCACUUUUAUAUAUGCCAACAUUGUGGAUUACCAACGCAAAAAUGUCCGAAUGCAAAGCGUUGAGAUUCAAUUCCAACAAUCACAACAACAACAACAACAACAACAAUUACAACAACAACAACAACAACAAAAACAAAAACAAGAAAGACAGAAACAAGAUAAAAUAGAGAAUGAUUCACCGAAACAAUCUAAACAAAGAGAGAAUAACAAACCUCUUACCCAACGUCCAACUCAGCGGCCAGUUGUACCACCCGUGAUUCGUGGUCCUAUUGAAGUUUAUGGUACGCCAUUCUAUGAGUUUAUGCGUAUUGCAUGGUUUGUAAUGGGUGUAGCUAUCUUUUUGUGGGUAUGUAAUAUGAUGGUUUCCUUCUGGAAAUUCUCAUCUUUUUACCACAAAUCUACAAAAGGCGAUCUUCAAAAAUUCUUUGAUGAAUACAAUACCCGUUUCACCGCAAGUGUCAUUUGUGUCACCAUUUAUCUUGCAUGGCCACUUGUAAACAUAUUUGUAGAUUUAGCGUUGUGGCUGGUCUUUUUUAUUCCGUGGGUGAUAUUCCGCAGUAUGUGUAAACCCGGCAUUGGUAGUCUUCGUCCUGCACUGCCAUUACAUGAGAUGCCCGGUUGGGUGCGUCUUGACAUGUUCUUUAUGGAUUUCGGUGAUGUUCGGCGUAUGGGUUUCUCAGAGCCUGCAUGGACGCUUCUCACCGGCAGUCCAACGCCGUUGAUGACAUGCUGUGAUGAUCCCACCAUUGACCGCGACCCAACUAUGUCUACAUGGCAGCAAAAACAACAAAUGGAGUGGUAUGCUCGUAUGCAAGGUAUAUACCCAAUGGGAAUGGUAUUACCACAGGCACCUCCAGCAGCAAUGGCAGCAGCAGCAGCAGCACAAGGACAAACACACACUGUAGACAUGCGUGCUACUAAUACGGCUGCUGCUGCUGGUGAUAAUGGUAAUGGUGAAAGUAGUCCAGAAAGUCGGCGGCGACACCAUAGUCGCAGCAGCAGUCGCCACAAGCGCAGACACAGUCAUAGCCGCCAUAAACAUGAUGAUGAUGAUGUUGCGAUUACACAUGAUAUCGAUGGUACUUCAUUCCCCACAUCACCAUCAGCAUCCGUUUCGCAAAUGGCAGGUAGUGUGGCUGUUGCUAUUAAUAAUAAUAAUAAUAAUAAUAAUAAUAAUAAUAAUAAUAAUACCGGUGGUGGUGAUGGCACACCGCGGCGGCGACACCGCAGCAGUAGUGCCAGCAGACACAGACACAGACACCGUGAUGACAACCAAAGAUCAUCACGGGCCGCUGAAAGAGAUGACGGCGGGGAAACAAACGGGGAGAGUGGUGAAAGCCGCAGUAGACACAGGCGGCAUAGCAGCAGCAGACAUCGACGACACAGCAGUCGUAGUCGCAGUCAUGGCCGCCGUGAGAGUAAUGGGCAUAUGAGUAAUAACAAUAACAACAGCAGCAAUAACAACCAUACUAACGAUAGGCCCGAUCGCAUGAAUAAUGCCGAUCUUGACAGAAUGUUGAAUGAACUAUAG
Trypanosoma theileri is the source of this 2340-nucleotide messenger RNA. RefSeq lists its product as uncharacterized. Lineage: Eukaryota; Euglenozoa; Kinetoplastea; Trypanosomatida; Trypanosomatidae. The record is from RefSeq and is a predicted model, not a curated record. Gene Ontology annotation, cellular component: nucleus. The coding region runs from base 1 to 2340 and encodes 779 amino acids. Gene Ontology annotation, biological process: regulation of transcription by RNA polymerase II. Gene Ontology annotation, molecular function: transcription cis-regulatory region binding. The transcript has a single exon.